Messenger RNA from Aquila chrysaetos chrysaetos, 3843 nucleotides. RefSeq names its product C2 calcium dependent domain containing 4C (gene C2CD4C). The record is from RefSeq and is a predicted model, not a curated record. NCBI's taxonomy places the organism in Eukaryota, Metazoa, Chordata, Aves, Accipitriformes, Accipitridae. The transcript is spliced from 2 exons. The coding region runs from base 116 to 1375 and encodes 419 amino acids.
CCGGGCAUCGCAUCGCAUAGCGUCGCGGCCGGCAGCGGCUCCCCGUGCGCCGCGGCCGUCCCGUCCCGUCCCGUCCCGUCCCGUCCCAUCGCUCGGCCCCACACUCAGCGGCAACAUGUGGCUCCUGGAGCGGCUGCGCGGUGUGGCGGAGAAUGGUGGGUCCCGGGGUGCGGGGCCGGAAGAGUCCCCUCGGGGGUCCCGCUACAGCAACGUCCUCACCCCUGACAAGAUCCCCGACUUCUUCAUCCCACCCAAGCUGAGUGCAGCGCCCGCCGAGGCCGAGGGCCCUGAGCCCCCCGCAGCGCCCGCCCUGGGCCCCUCAGCCUCAGAGCAGGACCUGGCCGGGCGCAAACCCCCACGCAGCCCACGGCCGUCCAGCCGGUCCCGGCCACGGGCUGCUGGCCGGCACAUCAUCCAGAUUGAGAGUGCCGAGGACUGGACAGCUGAGGGGGGCUUUGGCACCAACGUGGACCCGCAGGCACAGACGGCCAUGUCGCUGCCCUACGUGCCCAAGGCACAGACCUCCUAUGGCUUUGCCACGCUGGUGGAGAGUCCCCACACACGGCGCAAAGAGUCGCUUUUCCACAGUGAGCACAGCAGCCUCUGCCCCUCGCCGGCCACCUCACCCAGUGCCCAGCGCAGAGCCAAGCUCAAUGGCGAGAGUGGGCCCCGGGCGCCCGCUGACCUGGGCGCAGCCCUCAUGCACCCCGGCCGCUACUUCAGCGGUGGUGAAAGCGACACGUGCUCCUCAGCCGAGUCCUCGCCCUUCGGCUCCCCGCUGCUCUCCCGCUCUGUUUCCCUGCUGAAGAUCUUCAGCCAGGAAAGCCAGUCCAAGGUCAUCAAGCUGAAGCACUCAGUGGCCCGCAACAGCUCGCUGUCCACUGACGACAGCUCAGCUGACACCAGCCCCAGCGCCCAGCGCCGCGCCAGGAGCGCCCCGGCUGGGGGGCAGCCACCCGCUGCCCUGCUGCCCCUGGACCUGCCACCAGGCCGUGACCGGGAGCGCAGCCUGCGGCUCAGCCAGGGUGGGAGCCUGCGCCUGGCUGCUGACUACGACCCCUCCAACGCCCGGCUGCGCGUGCGGCUCGUCUCCGCCGAGGACCUCUACGAUGCCCUCGUCGACCUGCGCAGCAUCAACUGCUGCGUCUCCCUGUGCCUCAACCCCGGGAAGCUGCAGAAGCAGCGCAGCACCAUCGUCAAGAACAGCCGCAACCCCAUCUUCAACGAGGACUUCUUCUUUGAUGGGCUGGGCCCCGGCCACGCCAGGAAGAUGUCCCUGAAGCUCAAGGUGGUCAACAAGGGCAGCAGCCUUAAGCGGGACACGCUGCUGGGAGAGAAGGAGCUGCCGCUCACCGCCCUCCUGUCCUGCCUGUAGGCGCUUGCUGCCAGCCCCGGAGGGAGCUGCCUGCCUGUGGGGCCGGGGCGAGGGGGGGAGGCUGGCCUUGUCCCCCAGCCCUGCUGGAGGAGGGCUUGGAAGGGCCCUCGGAGGAGGGACGGGCCGUGGCAGAGCAUGGGGGUCCCCAGGGGCGGCACUGCUGUGGGGCUUUGCCAGCACCAGCCCUCCUGCAGUAGAGCAGGCAGGGCUGGCAGCUGCAGCCUCUCCCCUCUGCUCUCUCCCUGCUCCCUCUUGGGGCUGCAUCUCCCGGACCCCAGCGGGGAGGUACCGGCCCCAUCUCCACCGGGAAGGAUGGAUGUCAACUGCUGGGCUCUUCCCUCCCUGGUGCCUGUGGUCUCCAGCUGGCCAGCACGAAGUUUGGAGGUGGGUAGAUCUCUGUAGCAUACUUACUGCCACCUCUCUCAAAGCCCCAGCUCCUGGAGUCAGGUGGUACCAUCAAUCUCGGCUUUAAUUUAAAAGACAAGUUUCUAGUCUUGGAAACUGCAGAGAAAAUACUGCAGAGGUGACCCAAGAGUGGGCCAAGGGAGGUGACCCGGGGGGAUGAGUCAGGUUUGUGGUUUUUGAGCCUUUCCUGGACUUUUCCCAGCCCUGCGGGACUGCACAGAUGUGCAAGUCAGCUUGGUCUGACACCUGCAGCCUCCCAGGAUACCCUCCCUGCCCACCCCCAGCAGUGUCCCCCGCUGCUGACCCCCUGCAGGAAAUGGCUCAUGGAGCUUUAGGGGCUUUGGGUUUGCUCAAAUCCAGGCGGCUGCCUGUGCCUGUCCCCUGCCCAUGGGAGGGAGAUGCCAGGAGCUGCCACUGCCAUGGGGGGCCUGGGACCCCUCACCCUGGGCACAUGGGUGGUCCCGGGCAGUGUCCCAGCAGACGUCCUUGCUGACAAAAGCCAAGGCGACAGGAGUAGCCUCCCUGUGUGCUGGCGGUCUGGCUGGCACUGGGGACAUCCCCUGGUGUUGCUGGGCAGGAGGCAGGCUGAGGCUCCCCUACCCUCUGUCCUCCCUUGCCUGUGGGGGCUCGGGGGCUUGUGAGCAGCUGCACCCGCCGGGCCGGAGGGAUGUGUCCCAUGGGGCCAUGAAGACCCUGUGCCCGGCGGGACACAGCUCCCCAAAGGGACUGGACUGGCUCUGCAGUUUCCCUUUUGGGCGGAGUGGGGUGCUCCCACCGCUUCCCAUCCGUCCCUGCCAUCCCAGUCGACUGGCUGAAGGCACUGGGAGUGGGAGAAAUGCCAGCCAGGGCAUUUCUGCGGAUGGCUAAAACAGACACCUUGUUGUUGUUUGGUGUGGUGUUACCCAUUGCAUCGGGCUCUGCAUGUUUCUGUGGAAGGGAGCAGAAUUCGCAGUGCUCCUGUCCCUGCCUGUUGCAGCACGCGUGGACACACACGCACACAUGUGUCCCUCUGUAUUAACCUCUGUCGGUGGCAGUUGAUGUUCCUUCUUUGUCCUUUGCAGCAGAUGGCAGAUUUCAGUGUUGGCUGUUUAUAUCCGAGGCUGAUCUUUCCCAGCGUGUUUUACUUAUGUCUGUAAAUAUGUUUCAGGUACGCGAGGCAUGGUUCUGAUAGCACGGUGUUUGCAUGUCGGGGGGAUUUGGGGUGAUCGUGGCUGUUUGUCGAGCUUGUGGCUGAAAACAAACCGUGCAGGAUGUAAGGAGCAGACACAUCCCUCCUUCACGGGGGGUUUCCCACCUGCGGCUUCCCACCGCUCCCCCAGGAGCCAACAUGGGGGACACUCCUUGGCCCCUGAGUGCCCAGGCUCGCCCUGGGGGAAGAUGGGGGCUCUGGGGAGAGUGGGAUGGGGAGAUGGGCCAUGUCCCUGAGCAGUCCUGGGGCAGGAAGGGGACCCUGCCCAGCUGGCUGCUGCCCGACAGCCCUGUGCACCCCUCACCAGUGCCCUGCGGUCCCCAGGGGUCUGUGCCUGCAAGGGGCUGGUGGGACCCAGGCACUGCUGGGGGUGGGGGGCACCCAGCAGGCUGCAAGGGGAGGGAGAACAGGAGCUGGGCAAAGAUUUUGGUGCUCUAUGAGAGAGUUGGGGGGGGGUGACGCAUCCUCCAUGGCAGAGCUGUGCCCCUUUGGGUUCGGGGAAGGGGGAUGCUGAGAGCAGGGCCCUGGGCUGCUCCUUGGGUUGGGGCUGGCCCUGGGGGGACACCCAAGGGCCUGGGGGCUUGUGCUGCCCCCCCACCUGUCCCAGGGCUGCAUUGCUGGAGUCGAGCCCUGGGACGUGCUGCUGUGAGCCCUGCUCCCACGGUGGGUGGGCAGGCAGUGUGGGAGCCGGGACUGUGGCCUGGCUGGGUCUUUCCUCCCCUGUAGCUAUUUUCUACUGUUCCUGCUUUGAUAUUUCUGUGGCUGGAUUUAAUGAUGCAUUUUUGGAGUGAAAAAAUAUAUUAUUACCUGAAUGGAAUGUUUGUUUACAGAUGACUUCCCCUUUUUAGUGCAAUAAAGUCAUUUCUAAAACAGA